Messenger RNA from Laetiporus sulphureus 93-53, 717 nucleotides. RefSeq lists its product as uncharacterized. The transcript is spliced from 2 exons. The record is from RefSeq and is a predicted model, not a curated record. Bases 127 to 666 code for a protein of 179 amino acids. Lineage: Eukaryota; Fungi; Basidiomycota; Agaricomycetes; Polyporales; Laetiporaceae.
UCGAGUCCUUGAGCUUUACAAGCAGCCUGGCGUCCAGCACAAGCAGCCUGGCGUCCAGCACAAGCUACCUGAGCAGUUCGUGCGCUUGAUGAGGAACAGACUCGAUGCGAGCACAGCUGCUAUCGCAUGUGCUCGCGUACCUCGACGCGGUCAUCCAGUAGAUGCAGUGUGAUUGCAUCCCCAAGUCGUCGAACACGGUGUGGCACGCCAUCAUACCCCAGCUUUGUACGUUCGUGCGACUCCGCCCUCACAUUCGCAUCGUGUUCGAUGGGCAUCGAGGGCACCGUCAUGCCGCUUUCCAUCUCCUAUGCGAGCGACAUUCCAUGUCAAUGUGUGGACAUCGUCUCCGUCUGCGCGGGCCAGAUCACCACCAUUCCAAUCCCCUUCGUGAACCUGGCCCGCGCGCUGUCGGGCCCUGACGUGAAAAGUUUUGGCUGGAUCGUUGAGCUGAGGACGACUGGACUCCUGCUUCGUAUGGAGAAGCUCAAGGACCCGCCGGCAUGCGUUGACAUUUACGCGUAUGGACAGUCCGCGCAUACGUCUCGGAGGAGUAUAUCGGUGGGAUGUCAGCUGGUGGCAGGCCAGCUGCGUGUGUUCAUUGGGGCUAUGUGUUCGAGUUUGAUGACGAGAGGCAGACGGAGAUCGAGGUUAUCCUGGGCUGAUUGAGCACCUGCGGAUCACAGGUUGGGAGAGCGUGCUGACUCCGUUGAGCGUCAC